Molecule: messenger RNA, 1005 nt
Organism: Trypanosoma conorhini
Lineage: Eukaryota; Euglenozoa; Kinetoplastea; Trypanosomatida; Trypanosomatidae
Product: cytochrome C oxidase subunit IV
Exons: 1
Coding region: 1-1005 (334 amino acids)
Source: RefSeq, a predicted model, not a curated record
AUGUUCGCUCGACGCCCCCUCGCGACGGUGCUCACCGCCGCCUCGACGCAGCCGCUCCUGCAGCAGCGCCGCCACGACCACGACCGCUGGUACGGCCACGCCCUUGAGCUUGACAGCCACAACUACAAGUUCACUGGCGAGCCCCCAAGCUGGAUGCGGCCGCGCGAGCGCACCGAGGAGGAGACGGAGUUCGCCAAGUCUGUCUUGCCGCACGUGGACUUUGCGAGCAGCUACGAGUGCCUGUUGUUUGACGCGGACCGUCUGAACGGCCACCUGAACCGCAAGGAGUUUGGCAAUGAGGUGCGCUUCCGGCUGGAGAAGCAGUCGAACACCGUGGCGCGUGCGCAGCAGCUGCUGAAGGAGCGAAAGGAGAGCCGCGACGAGCGGGUGGAGAACACGAUGCUGGCCCGCAUCUUUGACGAGGAGCACGUGCAGGCGGAGAUGAAGUACGUCAAGUGCAUCCGCGCCAACGAGCUGGCGGAGGACAACCGUCUCGACAUUCUCCCCGGCGGCUCCCCCAACUCCCUGCGGGAGAAGACGCGCUGGAACGUCAACACCGAGCUGCACCCCGCGGACCGCGCGGAAAUCGCCGCCCGCCUCACCGCCUGGUUGCCGGAGAAGUACCACAUCGUGUACUUCGACGACUUCCAGACGGUGGCCGCGAACGACCCGGCGGCGCGGCGCGAGAUGCUGAGCAUCGUGCAGAACGUGGAGCAGGAGUACGCGCCCGAGGCCAAGUCCUCCGGCUACGAGAACGACCUGAAGGAGGUGGUGCUGGAGCUCAUGGACGACGUGGACCCGUCGCGCCACAUCACCCCCGCGGCGAUCAAAGAGUGCGCGGACCUCAACCAGCUGGAGGAGUGGUCGCGGGUGGUGCACGAGUACAACGGCGACGAGCGCAUGCUCGCCAUCUACGCCCGCGCCGCCGAGCUGACGAAGAACGCCGACCAUCAGGCCCUCGUGCGGAACAUGCAGGAGUGGCGGAAGCUGGCGAACAAGGCGUAG